ACAUUUGUUCGCAAAUCAUUUUACAACUUGUCUCAUGAUCCAAUUUGUUUUUGAUGACCCUUGGCCCUAUCCAAAUUGUAUUUCAGAUGUUAAAGUAUUUACUCUCGGUAGCAACAGAUGGAGAAGUGUUGGGCAAAUUCAUUACAAGAUUGAUCCAAGUUCUAAAUGAAUUUUGUUAAAUGAGAAAAUGCAUUGGUUUAGCCAAUUUGGAAUGUAUAAUGGAUAUUGUGAUAGGCGUAUCGUUCCGUUUAAUUUAGCUGAUGAGUUAUUUGGAGAGGCAACAACAGUUGAUUUUGGUGUAAACUCAGGAUUUAGCAAGUUUCAACUAGCAGUUCUUGGAGGUUGUCUUGCUGUUGUUCUAACAUUAUCUUAUCAAAAUGGGGGAGGAUUAGUAAUUUGGGUUAUGAAAGAAUACAAUGUGAAUGAGUCUUGGACGGAGGAGUUCAUAAUUGGGGAUUAUACACCAACUCUAAAUCUUGUCACUGAUCAUUUGCAACCAUUGGUGAAAUUUCUAUGCUUGUCGAAGAAUGGAGAGCUCUUGCUUGAGUACAAAGGUGGAAAUCUGGUUUCAUAUGAUCCCUAUAGUGGUGUCUUUAGGACUCUAAAGUUUGAGGGGAUGCCUUAUUUAUUUCAUACAAUUGUUCAUGUAGGUUGCCUUAAUUGGACAGAUAUCCCGCCUUCUUAUCUUUUACAGAAUUAGAUCAUCAAAAUUAUCGAACA
Lycium barbarum (goji berry) is the source of this 720-nucleotide messenger RNA. RefSeq names its product F-box protein At3g07870-like. The coding region runs from base 188 to 700 and encodes 170 amino acids. The record is from RefSeq and is a predicted model, not a curated record. The transcript has a single exon. Lineage: Eukaryota; Viridiplantae; Streptophyta; Magnoliopsida; Solanales; Solanaceae.